Messenger RNA from Cylindrotheca closterium, 1140 nucleotides. The record is from the annotation of a GenBank genome assembly. Lineage: Eukaryota; Bacillariophyta; Bacillariophyceae; Bacillariales; Bacillariaceae.
AUGACAGCAAAACUAAAUACAAUCCGUCUCUCGUCGUUGGCAAUUCUGGCUGGAACAAGUCAAGCCUUUGUGCAACCACCACCACGACAACCACAACAGUCCAGCAACAGUGCAAUGACAGUCCACAUGUCUUCGGAUUGGAACGAUCCUGCGGCUAGUGAUUCCAACUUGUGGAAAUCCGCCGACGACAACUACGAAGACAACGAAGAUUGGCAAGAAAUGAUGGCACGCAAACAGGAUGGAAGCUUUUGGUCCCAGUUUGAACCUUCACCUGAAGAAGAAGAAGAAGACGAUGAUGAUAAAGCCAAAGGAGAAUUAAAGGCACCAGUGGAAGAAGUCGACGAGGCAGAUGCUUGGUUGGAUCAAUUGGCGUCCAUUUCUGGAGAAGAAGUUUCUUUCAACAUGGCCGAAGCCGAACGAGCCGAUAAGGUCCGUCAGAUGCAAGAAUGGGGCUUUGAUGAUGCGACGAUAGCAAAUACAUUCGACGUUGCCAUGGACGACAGUAUGGAACAAGAAGGAAUGGUUGAAGGUAUGAAAGCAUUUGUUGAGGAAGGAUACGCCGACGAUGAUGUUGACUGGACCACGGUAGAAUCGCAUACUAUGGUAGAGAAGGAUAAGGAAACUGGCGAACCAAUUCGACAACAAAUGGUAUAUGUCGAUGAGAUGACAUGCAUUGGAUGUACCAACUGUGCAAUGAUUGCCCAGUCAACUUUCUUCAUGGAAGAAGAAUAUGGAAGGGCCAGAGUCUUUAGCCAGUGGGGCGAUGAUGAAGAAACAAUUGCCAUUGCAAUUGAAACUUGUCCCGUCGAUUGCAUUCACUACGUCCCCUAUGACGAACUCGAAAGACUGGAGAAGGAACGACGUGACCUCAAUAUUAACUACAAGGCUCGUCUUGUCGGAAAUGGUGCCGAAGCCAGCCGAGUAGGAAGCUCCGUCAAGUUUUCCGAACCCCAAAAGAUUUCUGGAAAUGCAGGCCUUCGAUGCAACAAUUGUCCUUCCAGAGGGUGCAAGAAUUGUCCCAUGUUUGGAAUUGGAAAGAAUCCAGUCUUUGAGAAAAAAGAAAAGGAACGGAAACUGAAGGCGGAACGACGAAGAUUGCAAAAGAUGAGAGAGGAAGAUAAAAAGACUGCAGACUUGUAG